Chenopodium quinoa (quinoa) is the source of this 3276-nucleotide messenger RNA. RefSeq lists its product as uncharacterized. The transcript is spliced from 5 exons. Lineage: Eukaryota; Viridiplantae; Streptophyta; Magnoliopsida; Caryophyllales; Amaranthaceae. The record is from RefSeq and is a predicted model, not a curated record. The coding region runs from base 1 to 3276 and encodes 1091 amino acids.
AUGAAACAAAAAGAACGUAGUUGGAUGUACGAAAGGAAGGUUGGGAAUUCUAUUAAUCCUGAGUUCUUGAAGGGGGUAGAUGAAUUCCUUAAAUAUGUGGAAGAUCAUCCUGAGAGUAGCAACCCGAAUGAAGUUAGGUGUCCAUGUUUUAAAUGCAAAAACAAACGUCUCUGGUAUCCAGAUACGGUCAAACUUCAUAUGUAUCGCAGCGGUUUUUUACCUAAUUAUUACGAGUGGAUGUGUCAUGGGGAAGGGUUUCCAGGAACUCGUAGAAGGGAGUCAAAUGAAUAUCGUGAAAUGGUUUUGGAUGCCUUUGGUCAGUCUCAAGAUCAAGGCCAUUCCAAAGAGCCACCUGUUUCAUUAGAGGAGGAGCCUAAUGCACAAGCCAAGCCAUUUUUUGAUUUGUUAAGGGCUUCUGAACAACCGUUGUACGAAGGGAGUUCAUUGUCUGUGUUAGAGAUGACUUCUAGAAUCACUAGCCUAAAGUGUGAGUAUAAUUUGCCGCACAGAUGUGUUGAUGGAUUUGCUUCUUUGGUUAAUGAAGCAAUUCCUAACAACAACCACAUGGCCGAGACAUUCUAUGAGGUCAAGAAAAUUGUUAAGGGGUUAGAGCUGCCCCAUGAAAAGAUUCAUGCAUGCCCGAAAGGAUGUAUGUUGUUUUGGAAAGAUGAUGCUCAAUUAUCUACAUGUAUGGUGUGUGGCAGCGACCGAUACAAGAAGACUUCUAAAGGUAGCUUAGUGCCUUUGAAUGUUCUAUUUUAUUUCCCUAUCACACCUAGGUUGCAAAGGCUUUUUGCAACUAAAAACAUUUCUGAGGAAAUGACAUGGCAUGCUAAAAAUCCUCGAGUUCAAGGCACAAUGGCACACCCUAGCGAUAGUGAAGCAUGGAAACACCUAGAUAGUUGCUUUCCUGAGUUUGCCUCUGAACCUCGUAAUGUUCGACUUGGCUUAUGUACGGAUGGAUUUGCUCCACAUGGUCAGUUAGGGGGACAAUAUUCAUGUUGGCCUGUCAUUUUGACCCCUUAUAACUUGCCUCCGUUAAUGUGUAUGAAAAGACAGUUCAUGUUUCUUUCGUUACUCGUUCCUGGUCCUAAAAACCCUAAGGGCAACUUGGAUGUUUACAUCCAGUCGCUCAUACACGAGUUGAAACAGUUGUGGGAAGUUGGGGCAAAUACUUACGAUAUUUCGAGAAAACAAAAUUUCAAUCUUCGAGCAGCCAUCCUAUGGACCGUUAGUGACUUCCCGGCUUAUGGUAUGUUAUCUGGUUGGACCACAGCUGGUAAGAAGGCUUGUCCAUAUUGCAUGGAGAAAAGCAAAGCAUUUUGGCUCGAAAAUUAUGGUAAGGUUUCUUGGUUUGACUGCCAUCGUCAAUUCCUUCCGACAAAUCAUCCUUUUCGAAAUAGUAAAAAUGCAUUUUGUAAAAACAAAGUCGAAAAAGGUUCACCACCUCACAUCAUGUCAGGAGAGGAACUUUGGGAAUGUGUGAAAAACCUCCCGAAAGCAACAGAUGGCCACGAGGCACUGAAACGUGUCAAGAAUGCAAAAAAAGGGUGGUUUAAGCAAAGCACUCUAUGGGACCUUCCAUAUUGGAAACAUCUGCUUGUUCGUCACAACUUAGAUGUCAUGCACGUUGAAAAAAACUUUUUUGAUCAGUUGAUUCACACUAUAAUGGACAUGAAAAAGCAAUCUUGUGACACCCCAUCAUCUCGGAAUGACAUUGCUAAAUACUGUAAACGGCCCCAGCUACAUCUUCAAGAGGAUGAUAAAGGAAAAGAAUUCAUGCCAAAGGCUCCAUUUGCUCUUGACAAGGCUCAGAGAAAGGUUUUGUGUGAGUGGGUCAAACAACUGCGGUUUCCUGAUGGUUACGCUUCCAAUUUGAGCCGAUGCGUUGAUUUGCAAUCAGGUAAGUUACAUGUAAUGAAAAGUCAUGAUUGUCACGUGUUCAUGGAGAGGUUGUUGCUCACUGCUUUGAGAGAAUUGCUCCCUACCCAUAUCUGGAAUGCAAUUACAGAGAUAAGCCAAUUCUUUCGCGAUUUAUGUUGCUACACAAUUACAGUUAGCGACAUGGAGCGAUUGGAAAAAAACAUAUCUGAGAACCUGUGCAAGCAUGAGAAGGUUUUCCCCCCAUCGUUCUUCAACUCCAUGGAGCAUUUACCAAUUCAUUUGCCAUAUGAGGGCAAGUUAUGUGGACCUGUUCAAUAUCGGUGGAUGUAUCCUUUCGAAAGGUUCCUCGAUCACCUGAAACGAAAAAUUGGUAAUAAACCUCGUGUUGAAGGUUCCAUAUGCAACGCUUAUCUCACUGAAGAGAUAUCAAACUUCUGCUCCAAUUACUUUCAGCCCUCAACUGACACAAAAACACGAGAUCUAGGUCGAAAUGUGAAUGCUGAUAUGGAAUCCCCGGCUGACAACGAUGAAAUCCCAGAGUUGUUCACGGUGGAUAAGGGUCGUGUGUCAAAUUUGGGUAAAACUCGGUAUUUAGAUGACAAGGAACUCGAACGUGCUCAUUUGUUCGUUUUAAGAAAUACCGGCAUUCUUGGUGAAUACGAAAGGCAGUUUGAGGACUACAUUCUUAGUACUCGAACUUAUUUGCGUCGAGAAGAUGUCAUGGAGAAAUGCGAAAGUGAAUUCCCUGAUUGGUUUCAUCACAAGGUGAGAGAACAAAAACCAAGUUCCGAUGUGUUGCGAGCAUUGUCUAUGAGGCCUUUCAAGCGUGUUCGAACUUGGAACCAGAUAUUUGUCGGUGGCUUUAAUUUCCACACACAGUCCUAUGGGAAACACAAAUCUACGAUGAAUUACGGGGUGUGUGUCUCAAGAAUGAACAUUCAUGAACAAUACAAGCUUGUCGAAGUAAAUCAUACUAAGAAGUAUCCCAAGUAUGAUCCAUUUGUCUUAUCUUACCAAGUGUCUCAAGUGUAUUAUGCAUCUUACCCUAGCCUUAAACGUGAUCGGGUUCAAUGGUGGGCUGUAUUUAGAACUCAAACAAGGUCGGUGAUUGAUGCUCCGGUGGAUUUAGAGUUUUUGCAGGGUCCUUCCCCACAAAUACAUGCAACGCUUUGUCCACCAAAUGACAUUACAGACUAUGAACUUGAUAGUGAUGAUGAUGACGAUGGCUUUAUUAUCUCAAGCGAUGAAGAAGAAGAAGAAAGCAUUGGCUCCAGUGAUAGUGACGAAGAAGAGGACAUCGAUGUAUUUUUAGAUGACACUAGUGAUAGUAAUAAUGAUAGUGAUAAUGAUAGUGGUAGUAGUGAUAAGAUUAAUGAAGAGGAAAAUAUGUAG